UUAAUGUUUGGGCCUUUAUUAGACUGAUCCUGGUAGAGACGGUCAGGAUAUUUACUUCCUGAAACACGUGUGGACGCCUCAACACACCUUCUACACCUCAGCUGAUGGAGAAAAACACUCUUUAACACACGUUAGAACCUAAAGUCAAAGUUUUUACAGAUAUCAGUUUAGAAGAACUUUUUAUUGAGUGUUAAUGUUAAGCAUUCCUGACACAAAACAUCACCAGAGUCAAAGUCUGCCCUGGGAUUUGUAGUUCUCAGACUUUGGUUUGGUUUCAGAUGAAGAUCGUCUGUCCAGGAAGAUAAGUAUCUCAGACACCGUCUCUCUCCAGACAGCCAUAGACCAUGAGUCCAGUUCUGAUCCUCAGGUUUGGUUCUGUGUGUCUAAGUUUAACCGUUCAUCUCCACAUUUACUGAUGUUUCACUUUGUGCUCUGCAGAAACCUCAGACUGAUCAUCUUUGAGACGCUGGAGAACACCAUUGAGGAUAGAGGACCUGUGGAGGAGGAGGAAAGGAGGAAGAGGAUGCAGGUGGUGGAGAGGUUUCAGACGGCUCCUUCUGAGGAAAUAGCAGCUCUCUGUGGAUCCAGGGGAGCUGAGGUGAACCUGACCUCUGACCUCCGACCUGAAACACGGUGGGACAGGAAACAGACUGCUCAACACAGAAAGACCAUUUAAAAGCAACCGGUGUGUUCUGGCUGAGGAUCACUGGGAGGUUCUGUUUGAGCUGAGGCUCAGAUGACGUGCUUGA
Girardinichthys multiradiatus is the source of this 749-nucleotide messenger RNA. RefSeq names its product protein EFR3 homolog B-like. The record is from RefSeq and is a predicted model, not a curated record. Lineage: Eukaryota; Metazoa; Chordata; Actinopteri; Cyprinodontiformes; Goodeidae. Bases 416 to 676 code for a protein of 86 amino acids. The transcript has 3 exons.